Molecule: messenger RNA, 2846 nt
Organism: Podospora pseudopauciseta
Lineage: Eukaryota; Fungi; Ascomycota; Sordariomycetes; Sordariales; Podosporaceae
Gene: SSN8
Product: RNA polymerase II holoenzyme cyclin-like subunit
Exons: 3
Coding region: 499-1536 (345 amino acids)
Biological process (GO): positive regulation of transcription by RNA polymerase II
Cellular component (GO): mediator complex; nucleus
Molecular function (GO): cyclin-dependent protein serine/threonine kinase regulator activity
Source: RefSeq, a predicted model, not a curated record
GUCAAGGUACCUUCCAUCAACUCGCUCAGCUGAGCAGAGGCUCUUUAUAUACAAAACGCAAUAUUCAAUAGAACUUUCUUCUAAACAGCCAAGACCAGUUGUUACGUACUUUGACCUCCUUUUUACAAGCUGCUUGCCCGCAACAUCCCCGCGCUGGCCAAGAAAACUGUUAAGAGGUACCUCGUGACCUGGAAGCCAAGAAGCUGUUUGUCACUCUUACCCCACUCUGGUCCACGCGCGUCAUCCUAUUCCCUGUCCACUCAUUGGUCAGCCUCGGCCAGGCCGCUGAUGGUCGGUAGCCUCGCGCGAUCGGGUAACGCGAUAAGAUGCGGCCUGUCAAUACAGCAGCCCCUGCUUAAAAAGAACAAUAAUUACACCAUCAUCUGUUGCCAGCAAACGGCUUCCCAGAGAUCCACACUUCCAAUGACAGCCUUAUUUGUUUUUCGGUGAUACAAGCCUCAGAAGCUGCGGGCAGAUGGCUCUUUUACAACAUCAAACAUGGCGGCCAAUUACUGGGAAUCGACCCAGCGGCGGUACUGGCAGUUUACCAAGGAGGAGCUGGCUGCGAUGCGACAGAAGCUUGAGGAUGAGGACCCGAAUCUUGUCCACAUGUAUCCUCUGCCGCAAUUGCGUCACAUUAAUAUCUACUUAAACCAACAGUUCAACCGUCUUGCCAAGCGCCUCGGUGUACGUCAACAAGCACUGGCAACUGCUCAAGUCUACCUCAAACGAUUCUACACCCGCGUCGAGAUCCGCCGUACGAACCCCUACCUUCUCGUAGCCACCGCCCUUUACCUCGCCUGCAAAAUGGAGGAAUGCCCACAGCACAUCCGGCUCAUCGUCCAAGAAGCUAGAGGUCUAUGGCCAGAAACCUUCCAUGGUCAAGACACCUCGAAACUGGGCGAGUGCGAGUUCUUUCUCAUCUCCGAGAUGAGCUCCCAGUUGAUCGUCCACCAGCCCUACCGCACACUGACCCAACUCCAAGGAGAAUUCAAUCUAACGCCAGAGGAGUCACAAGCGGCAUGGCAGGCCAUCAACGACCACUACAUGACCGACCUCCCCCUUCUAUACCCACCGCACAUCAUCGGGCUGACAGCCAUCUUGCUGGCGAUAACAUGUUACAAUCGCCAAAACGCAGCUGGAGGGGCCAAUGCCGCGGGGAACAGUGGAGGGUUGGUAAUGGCGGCUAAUGCUCUAGCACAUGCCCAAGCACAAUCACAAGCCCGGGCCGCGGCGAUGGGAGGCAACAGCGGACCGGGAACGCCAAACCUGACUCCUCAAGGGUCCUUCGCUGGGGGAAACUUCUCCUCUCAGGGGGGUAGAGAGCUCGGGGACGGGUCCAACCCCACUGACCCCAAGAUUGCCAAAAUGCAGCGGUUUACAAACUGGCUUGCGGAGAGCAAUAUUGAUAUUGAGGGGAUGAUUGACUGCACACAGGAGAUCAUCUCGUUUUAUGACUGCCAUGAGCAGUAUGAGGAUUUGGUUGUGAGGGAUAAUAUUAAGAGGUUUAUCAAGGCGAGGGGCCUUGAUAAGUGACCAGCUGCUCACGACAAACCUUGUUCCUCACGGGAAAGGAUCUGGUGGACGAUAUCAGGGUUUUCUUCAGAUGGAGAGUCGCAAAAGCCCCUCUGCUUUUUCUCUCCAGGAUAAUCACGAAGCAUCGUCGAACCAAAACCGGAGGCACGUGCUUUGUUUUUAGAGGCCAUGCGAGUUGACGAUAUUAUCUAGCUGGGUAUUUGUACCGACUCGAUUCUUAUUGCCAUUCAGCGCCUAUUCUUUGCAUGGCCUAGAUGCCCGCCUUCGCUCAGCCAUAUUAAGCCGAGGAGACUCAACAUUUCAUGACUUUGUCCUUUCUCUUGAGUAUUGAAUCAGUUCUCGCUUUCCUCCUGCCCAGCACUUGGGAUAUCCCCCUCUGUUGCGCUAUUCGUUCCUGAGGGGCCCGGUUGAGGAGUGUCGGCGUCGGGUUCUUCCGCAAAAGUCAAUGUGAUGGUCGGGUGACGGCGGCCUUGGACAUGUGUGGUGAGAACACAUAUGGGUCUGUCGGAUAUAGCUUGGUACAGGGCAGUGGGGGAUCCAUAGGGGGUUCAUGAAUUUGCGGCAGUGAAGGCAUGUCUUUUGUUCUUGUUGUCUGGCGAGCGCGCGACUGAAGCAUUCCUCUGGUAAGAGAGGUGUUAGUGGUUGGUUGUGAGAGUGCUUGUGAGUGAGGGGACAUACCAUGGAACCAGCACCCGCAGCUGAUGACGGUUUCGCGGUCCCAGUGGGAGGGUGUGAUUUUGUCUAAACAGAUCAAACAUCUUCUUGAAUCUGGAGGGAGGGGGAAGUUGAAGAUUUUUUUUGGCGGGUUUCAUAUCCGAGGGGGAUGGUUGUGAGGGUGGUUGUGAAAGUGAGAUUGGGGGGGGAGGUGGGGGGUGAACUCAUUUUGCGUGCGCUUGAUGUCAUAUGGGGUUGGGGUUGGGUGAAGGUGGUGAUGGAUGAUGAAGUGGUCGACGUAGUAGAUGGGCGGGUGUACUGACAGAGAAUAGGUUCUGUCAACCGGAGGAGUGUGCUUAAAAAAAAGACCUCUCUUCAGCCACCAACCAUGAAAGUUCGUCUUGCACACAAGAAGACUUUAUCUCCUCGCUGUACAUGCCACGAGCUCACCACCAAGCAACAACCACCAUAACACCCCAAAAUGAAGAACUUGUCGAGCUACUCAUCCCUUUUAUACUCCCUCUACCUCCUGGUGAGAAUAGUCGUGGCCUAUUGCACAGCUGAUAUCCCUCCCGUCGUUGUCAACAACACACCCGAACCAUUCACACCCCAAUAUGGAGAACUUGUCAAGCUAUUCUUCGCUUUUAUACUCUUUC